Molecule: messenger RNA, 2611 nt
Organism: Poeciliopsis prolifica (blackstripe livebearer)
Lineage: Eukaryota; Metazoa; Chordata; Actinopteri; Cyprinodontiformes; Poeciliidae
Product: thrombomodulin-like
Exons: 1
Coding region: 135-1673 (512 amino acids)
Molecular function (GO): calcium ion binding
Source: RefSeq, a predicted model, not a curated record
UGACUCGGACCAGCGCAAAAACAAACACGGCGAGGAAUGUAUAAAUGCGACUCCGUUUCAGCUUCGGAUAAUCGAUUGGAGCCGUUCGAUACAACCCGGACGUCCCCACUAGAAGUCACCCUCAUUCUACCGCCAUGAAUCUCGCGGCUCCGGCUCUGAUUUUCUGCGCCCUGCUCCUGCAGGAAGCCGCCGCCUCUCUGCGCGCCAGCUGCUCCGGGGAGCUCUGCUGCUUCCAGAGCCCAGCGGACUUCGAGGCCGCGGAGAGAAACUGCAAAGAGACGAACGGAAAGUUGAUCCAAUCCGACGAGCAGAUGGACGCGUUGAAGCGUCUGGCGAGAACGUUGACGGGGAGGUUCUGGCUGCGCGGUGGUACAAACUGCACCGCCGUGUCCGUGGGGGCCGGGCCCGGGGUCUCCGUAGGGCCGGAGCCGUGCCGAAGCACCCUGGACGGAUUCUUGUGUCUGUUUGACUCCUCUUCGGUUUGCGGAGCCUUUCAGAGCAGCGGAGGCACGUCGGUCACGUACAGAACCGUGACGGGCUUUGACGUGUUGGAGUCUGAGACGUUUCCCCCGGGUACCGUGGCCCUGGUGGGACGGCCCGGCGCUCAGUACCCGGACUCCAAGCACCUGUGCUCGUCCACAUGGUUACCGUCUCCGUGGUUCUGCGAGGUCUUCCAGGGCGGCUGCGAUCACGGCUGCAACAAAACCUCCAACACCUGCACGUGUCCGCUCGGGCGCUCUCUCCAUCCCAACAACAUCUCCUGCACGGAGCCCACUGCUGCCGUUCCCCCGGCUCAGACCCAGCGCUGCCCAAGGGGCUACAAGCCGGCGGCGGACGGCAGGCGAUGCGAGGACGUGGAUGAGUGCGCGGAGGCGCCGGAUCUCUGCGCAGGUGAGGGCGAGCAGUGCGUCAACCUGGACGGGAGGUACGAGUGCAGGUGCGCCGGCGACUUUGUGGAGGAGGACGGCGGCUGCGUCAACACGUCGAUCUGCUUGCUGUGCGAGCACAUGAAGUGCGAUAAGGUCGGCGGGGUGUACCGGUGCGGGUGCAAGGAGGGGUUCCGGGUGUCCCCCAAAAACCCCACCGAGUGCGAGCAGGACUGCAGCCAGGGCGCGUGCCCCGCGACCUGCGCCAGCAACCCGGCGCCGGACAAGAAGGACAUGCAGCAGUGCUUUUGCCCCCAGGGCUUCAUCCUGGACCUCGGGGACUCCCCCACCUGCCACGACAUCGACGAGUGCGACUCACAGGCGCUCUGCGACCACGAGUGUGUGAACCUGCCCGGUGGGUUCAAGUGUGCGUGCAGGAAAGGCUACCAGCUGCAGGACACUGAGAAGUGUGUUCGACUGCAGCAGGGAGGGGAGGAAGAGGAGGAGGAGGAGAGCGCAUCGGGGUCUCCUCUUGAUCUCGCCAGUACGCCGGUCAGCCUCCAACCCGCCGCCUUUCCGUCUUACGUUAAGACCGGCAGCGUCCUGGGCAUCAUCGUGUUCCUGGUACUGUGCGCGGUGCUGCUGGCCUGCGUGGUGAAACAGGCGUUCAGACGCUGCAUGUCGCUGGAGCUGAACUCCUUAAAACACCCGAACAUCGACAUUUUCUACCUGCAGCAGGUCACAACGGAGACGUACAAAAGAUUGUCGUUCGACAAGCAAUGUAGAAACGAGCCGCAAAGAGACUGAGGGGAGCGAUGCACCGAUCAGAUGCCCGUACCGAUGCAACGUCCGAUUCGUGCGAUGUUUCGAUUUUUCUCUCAAAACAUAAAACCCAACUGUGCUCCAGGUACAAUGAUAAUUCCUUUCUACAUAGUAGAAAGGAAUUACAAAACUCCAAAGCAUAAAAAUUGAUUUAUUUUAUUAUAUAAAUAAAAAUAUAAAAGAAAACAUUAUGUGUUUACGGACCAAAAUUAUGAUUUUUUUUCUCCUUUUUUUUGUUUUUUAGCUGUGAAGCAUUUCAUGUUAAGAUUUGCAGCCUAUUAUUAAUUAGAGAAAAUCGGUGCGUUUGGAUCGGGCUGAUCGGUGCAUCCAGGUUUGUCCUUGGAGGCAGAAAACAUCCUGAGGUCACAUCAUGUUCAAAACAUGGAAGUCAUACAAUUAGUGAAGCGAGAAAUGAAAAAAGCUCUAAGAUUUAUGUGUUUGGGGUUGGUUUUUGGUUUUGUUUUUUUAAACAGAAGUAAAACUAAUUUUGUCCCAUUUAUUAAAAAAAAUAAAAUAAAUCUUCAGUUAGAUCAGUUUCCAGUCAGGUACCGGACAGUUGCCUCAAGCUGCACUUCCCAACAUUUCCUAAACGCGCAACAUUCCACAUACCUAUUUGCUGCAUUUCUGAAGUUUAUUCUGCUUUAAUUCUCUUAACAAAGUUACAUUUAAUGUAAAGCUAAAAAAACAAAAACAACAACAGAUCGACACUGGAUGUGACUGAAGAAGAAGAAGAAAAAAAGAGCUGCCUGAUUGAUGGACCUUUGACCCCAGAACUGCAGAUCUUAUUGGGAGAACAGCUGACUGAUGAGUCGGGAGCCAUAAAUAUAAAGUGACAUUUAUGUUAACAGUUGAUGAAAGCUGGACUUUGGGUUUUUAAUGACCUGAAUCGUGUAAAAAAAAAAAAAAAAACAGAAAAAAAACAA